This is a messenger RNA of Dinoponera quadriceps, 1270 nucleotides long. It is a transcript of the gene Arl6, whose product is annotated as ADP-ribosylation factor-like protein 6. The coding region runs from base 169 to 738 and encodes 189 amino acids. Gene Ontology annotation, biological process: protein localization to cilium; intracellular protein transport; vesicle-mediated transport. The transcript has 3 exons. The record is from RefSeq and is a predicted model, not a curated record. Lineage: Eukaryota; Metazoa; Arthropoda; Insecta; Hymenoptera; Formicidae. Gene Ontology annotation, cellular component: axoneme; cytoplasm. Gene Ontology annotation, molecular function: GTPase activity; GTP binding.
CGUGCGCUGCUGGUUUUAUUACCAAAUUCUAGUUGGCAAUGUGGGUGUAGAUAAGAAGUAAAAGGGGUGGUUUCACCCCCCACUUUACUCUGCGGUUAGUCUGAACAUACAUGGGGGAUGAUUAUUGAUGUCCGAUAGACGCGAAAGAGCUCACGACGACGGGAGAAAAUGGGGUUAUUCGAUCGUUUAGCGAGCCUUUUAGGUCUUAAGAAAAAGGAAGUAAACGUUUUAGUAGUGGGCCUUAACAACAGUGGUAAGUCGACGGUCAUAAAUAAUUUCAAACGCGAGGAUGACCGUUGCAUAGACAUAGUGCCCACUGUCGGGUUUAAUGUCGAAAAAUUCGCAUUUAAAAAUGUCAAUUUUACUGCGUUUGAUAUGUCCGGUCAUGAUCGUCACAGGUCGUUGUGGGAACAUUAUUACAAGGAUUGCCAUGGAAUUAUCUUUAUCAUUGACAGUAGCGAUAAACUCCGACUGGUUGUCGUGAAAGAAGAAUUGGACAUGCUUCUGCAGCAUCCAGAUGUAGCAGGACGCAAAAUACCCAUACUCUUCUUGGCGAACAAGAUGGACCUGCCCGAUUCCCUGACUACUGUGAAGUUAGUCGCGGGAUUGGGACUCGAGCGCAUACAGAACAAGCCGUGGCACAUACGUGCAACGAACGCGUUAACCGGCGAAGGUCUGCAGCCGGCCAUUGAGUGGCUGACGGAUCAGAUUCGUGACAUAUUCAUCAACAAGAGAUAAACUGCAUCGGCAUCAGCGACGCUCGGGCGAACUUCGUCGCAUCGGCAGGUCAAUACAUCACGACGCAGCAUCUGUAGCGCGUGCCGUGUACAGGUCAAUUUUAUCGCGAGCUGAUGUUUCUCAAAAACGACGUAACGAACGGGAAUCCUCGGACUUCUGCGAAACUGAACGUUUCACGCGAUGAAUCUUCAGCGCAAAAGUCUCAUAUACUUCGUUCUGAGAUAUUUUAAUAUCGUGUAAGAAAUAUAAUUGGUGCAAGCACACACACGCGCUUAGGUCGAGAUCGCGAAUUAUUCGUAUCUGAAGUAUUCGCAUUUGGGAAACAUCCUCUCGGGUUCAGUUCAAUUUUUAUCCGUCCACGGAAAUAUUAGCGUGGUAUUUAUGCGCUGAGAUAUACAUGUACAUAAGAGAUCGUUGAUUCAACGUAAUUGGGCAAUUAAUUGCUAAAAAUAAUUACAGUCUUCGACAUGUUACUUUGAAAUAUGCGAAAUAACUGCAUAAUUUGCAGGGAUAUUUCAUUAUAAUAUUUGGA